Molecule: messenger RNA, 2216 nt
Organism: Acaulospora morrowiae
Lineage: Eukaryota; Fungi; Glomeromycota; Glomeromycetes; Diversisporales; Acaulosporaceae
Source: the annotation of a GenBank genome assembly
UUAUGAAUUACCAGAACUAAGAGGCAAGGUCGAGGAUGAAAACAGUUCGGUUUACGGCCUAAGGAACCGAUCAAGUAUAGGCGACAGAGAAGAAAUUGGUGACGACGAAUUUCUCCUGAGUGGAAGUAAACUUUCGGAGGAUGAAAAUUCACCGAUUCCCAUCGUUUCCGCGGCAGUCAGCGUUAAAGACGAUCCAUCACUGCCCUGUAUUACGUUUCGAUUUUGGGUUCUAAGUACUUUGUUCACAUCUCUUGGAGCAGCAGUAUCGGAAUUCUAUUAUUUUCGAUCUAACGGUGGCGGUUAUUCCAUAUUUUUUGUGUUACUGGUUUCAUACGUUCUUGGGAUAUGGAUGGCUCAAGUACUUCCAAAAGACGAAAUCAGGUUUUACAAAUGGAAGUUUAGUAUGAAUCCUGGACCAUUCAACGUCAAAGAACACGUGCUUAUUUCUGUGGCGGCGGGAGCCGGUGGCUUUUCAGCGUACGGCACGGAUAUCAUUGCUAUACAAGAAUUGUUUUAUGAUCAACAUGCGGGAUUUUUGAUUGGCAUGAGUCUUCUUAUGAGCACCCAGAUGAUAGGCUAUGGAUUAGCUGGAUUUUUGAGAAAAUAUCUUGUUCGUCCGGCUAACAUGUUGUGGCCAUCAAACUUGGUGUUCUCUAGCCUUUUCUCUACCCUUCACGGGAGCAUCUCCGACACAUCUGACAAACUAAAAUUUUUCACCGUUGCCUUUAUAUCAAUGUUUAUAUGGCAAUUUUUCCCACAAUUCAUAUUUCCGUGGCUAACAAGCAUUUCACUGCUAUGCUUGGUCAAGCCAUUUAACAAAGAUGCCAUACUAUUAGGAAGCGGAUAUCGUGGUUUAGGAAUAUUAAACUUCUCAUUAGAUUGGAAUGCUAUAGGACAGCCAGGUCCACUUUAUACUCCAUGGUGGGCACAGAUUAACUGGUAUGUUGGCAUAAUUAUCGGUAGUUGGAUAAUUGCCCCGAUUUUGUAUUACAAUAAUUUUUGGAUGGCUAAGUCUUUUCCUUUCUUAGCCACAUAUUCGUUGAAUAAGAAUGGAGAACGUUAUAAUCAAACUGCCAUUAUAGACUCGGAAACCGGGAUGCUGAACGAGACAGCAUACCGGGAAUAUGGACCAGUAUACCUAAGUGUAACAUUUGCGGUUGGAUAUUUCUACUCUUUUAUAUCCUUCACGGCAGCGAUAUCACACGUGGUCCUAUUUUAUGGAGAGGAAAUUUGGGGAAGAUUUAAGGCAAGUCGAUCGGAAGAAGUUGAAGAUAUUCAUUGUAAGAUGAUGAAGAACUACGAAGAGAUUCCCAACUCGUGGUAUGCGUGCAUAUUUGUGACCAUGUUGGUGAUAUCCAUGGUUUUGUGUUAUAUAUCUGGAUCGCAUUUACCCUGGUGGGGCUUAUUGAUCGCCGUUGGUCUUGCGAUGAUUAUGGUGUUACCCAUAGGUGUCAUCCAGGCAGUUUCUAAUAAUCAAGUUGGACUCAAUGUCAUAACAGAGAUGAUUUGCGGUUAUAUAUUUCCGGGUCGUCCAAUAGCGAAUGUUUACUUUAAAUGUUAUGGCUACAUGGCGAUGCACCAAUGUCUAUCGUUUGUUUGUGAUUUAAAGCUAGGCCAUUACAUGAAAAUUCCUCCUAAAGCAAUGUUUACAGCACAAUUGUGGGGCACAAUCGUCGGUGCAUUCAUUAAUUAUUGGAUCUUACAACUGAUAAUAUUGACAAAACGACCCUUUUUAGAUGGAACUGUUAAAGACCCGACGGGUCAAUGGACCGGUUAUAGAUCGCAAGUUUUCAAUACAGCUUCAAUAGUCUGGGGAUUAAUAGGACCUGGGAGGACAUUUGGAUCAGAAUCUUUAUACAACCCUUUACUGUGGGGAUUUCUUAUAGGAUUUAUUGCACCUAUUCCAUGUUAUCUUUUACACAAAAGAUAUCCAAAAGCAUGUUUUAACUUGAUCACCGUGCCCUUGAUCUGCAACGGUCUAGGCCUUCUUCCGGGGACAUAUACCAAUUUCAUAAUAACUGGCUUUAUUGCUAGCUUCUUGAGCCAGUUUUGGGCAUAUCACUACUACCCCGAGUGGUGGAAAAAAUAUAAUUAUGUUCUUUCUGCUGCAUUUGACAGUGCAUCGCAAAUAGUUACAAUGGUCAUAUUCUUCUUUUUCAGCGUCCUAUUCAAUACAUCAUUUCCCGAGUGGUGGGGUAACGACUAUAAAUCUCAAG